This is a messenger RNA of Rhizophagus irregularis DAOM 181602=DAOM 197198, 1202 nucleotides long. RefSeq lists its product as uncharacterized. NCBI's taxonomy places the organism in Eukaryota, Fungi, Glomeromycota, Glomeromycetes, Glomerales, Glomeraceae. The record is from RefSeq and is a predicted model, not a curated record.
CUGUAUUGAUUAUUUAUUUAAAGAAAAUACUUUUGCUGAUUUCAAACUUAAAUAACAAAUGAAUACUUUUUCUGAACUAGAAAUAACAAAAUUACUUGAUGAAAAUGGUACAUUUGAAGAUGCGGAAGUGUAUAAUCUGAUAAAAACACUUCUUAAAAAAAAAACAGCAUACGGUGUUUGUCGAAUUCGCAGUGGAAUAUAUAUCGGCUCUGGUUUUCAUUAUGAUAUUGGUUGGAUUGUAACUACUUCUGACGUAUUACCCAAUGAGAAUGAUAUUUUUGGGGCGGGCAUAGAGUUUACAUCUCCAAGCAAUACCGAACCCCUCACAUAUGGUCCUCCUGAAAUUGCUUUCCGUUAUCGUACCGUUCCAGAUGACCAUGAACUAAAGAAAAAUUAUCCAGAUUUAUUGAUCAUGAAAAUGGAGACUAAAAGAGAGCCAACAAUUGGCUCUCAUUUUCAUACAAAUAGAAUGGAAAUUGAUAGAGCAGUACGCAUAAACAACGGUUCAGGCGAAUAUGUGCAGUCAAUUAAUUUCGGCGAGGAAAUUGCCGUUGGAAGUAAAAUACAUUUAAUCCAUUUCGGCGAGGAAUUUCACAGUGAUAUGAAACAACAUAAGCAGUAUACAUUUAAUCAAAAUAUCACGGAAAUUUUUGAGAUAAAUUCAAGUAAAAUCAUCAAAUAUCAAGGUACCACCAAAAAAAUUACUCCAGGAUCUCCAGUAUAUGAUACUAAAGGGUAUUCUAUUGGUAUAACAAUUCGUACGGAUGAGAAUGGUAUUUCUUAUGCAAUUCAUUGGGACACAGUCAAGAAAUUUAUUCUAACAGCAAACGGAUUGAAUGCCAAAAUAAACAAAUUAAACGAUCACCUUUUUGUUGCAAAGAAUGUCGAACUUGAUGGAAUUGAAACUCAACGCGUAGAUCUUAGAAAGCGUCUUAGAGAGCGUCUACGAGAAAUAGAAGGUGAUAGUCAGAUUGAUAUUAUGACAUGUAAAUCGUUGUGAUAAUAUUUAUAUGUAUAUCCUUCUCUUUAAUCUUAUUGAUCUUAUUAAAUAUAAAUAAAAAAUUUUGUAACUUUAAUCAUGAGCUAAUAAAAGUUGAAAAGACCUGAACUGAAAAAUUAUCGCAGAAAAUCAUAAUAUUUAUUUCCAAUCCAUUAGUUAUAACUAAAGUAAUUAAAGUGUAUUACAACUCUGAAAAUUGCGC